Molecule: messenger RNA, 3316 nt
Organism: Drosophila subpulchrella
Lineage: Eukaryota; Metazoa; Arthropoda; Insecta; Diptera; Drosophilidae
Gene: dan
Product: protein distal antenna
Exons: 2
Coding region: 559-2619 (686 amino acids)
Molecular function (GO): DNA binding
Source: RefSeq, a predicted model, not a curated record
CCGCCGCCGUCGUCGCCGUGCGGAAAUUCGCCGCGCUAAAAUCAAAAUUCACUCAAGUCCGCCGCGGUAGUUUGUCGCCGCACGCUAGCCGCUCAGGUUCGCACAUAUCCACGUCACAGCGACGCAGCGUCACAAUAUCACAAUAUCCUUCGACGAGCGCGAGAGAGAGGUCGCACCGCACCGCAUGUCCUGUCGCAACUCGAAUGUCCUGCCACCGCUGAAAUUCGCACGCCACAGCGGCAAAUAAUCGCAUCGCGAAAACAGUGUUCGAUUGUGUCCUGCCCCCGAAUUAUUAUUAUUAUUUCGAAGCAAUAACAUUAACCCACUAUCCCAUGUGAACUAUACUUAAUAUACUGUAAACCAUAAAUACCGCUGGACGAGUAUAAACAAAAAACCACAUCAAAUUGGUGUGCCAUCGAGACCCAUUAAGCCAGUUCCGAAUUUCUCCCGCCUUCGCUGGAAGAAGGCCCCCGAUCACAUUUCGCCCCGGAAGUUUACUUAAAAGGCGCCAAGCUGUUCGACAACGGCCUAAAGUUGGAUAUUUCCAGCUACCCCCACAUGAACAUCCGCAUGGGCACCAAGGGCAAACGGCCUCUGCGGAGUCUGACGCCCCGCGACAAGAUCCAUGCCAUCCAGAGGAUCCACGAUGGCGAGUCCAAGGCCUCGGUGGCCCGGGACAUCGGUGUGCCCGAGUCGACGCUGCGUGGCUGGUGCAAAAACGAGGACAAGCUGCGCUUCAUGUCCAGGCAAUCGACCACGGAUAACCUUUGCGCCGACGCCCUGGGUGAUAAGAUGGAUAUUGCCGGAGGAGGAGGAGGAGGUGGUGGCGGCGGACUUCUGGGUCCGCCAGAGAAGCGCCAGCGAUUGGAGGCCGCUCUGCCCCUGAACUUCUCCAACAAACUGAAGUUCGAUGAGCUGGCCUUCAAGAGAUCACCGCUAAAUGGCCUGGACUACAGUACAAACAAGAACCUGGCCGAUCUGGGGUACAAUGGUCUGCCCGUCGACUAUGCGGCCUUCAAUGGCGGGGUCAAGGCUAAGGUCUUUGGUGCCGACAUCAACCGAACCGCCGCCGCCGAUCCCUCCCUGAAUGCCAUCAGUCCGCUCUCCAGUUUGACUCACCUAUCGGGUCUCACGGGCAUAUCGCAAUCCCCGCUGGCGAUCAGUUUCAGCGAGCUGACCACAAACCUCAACCUGCUGGCCCAGCUGAAUCCGGGCCUGGCGGCCAUGUCGGGUCUGCAGAGCUUCCCAGCGGGCGCUGGUAACCUGAGGAACCAGAAGCCAGGUGGUCAGACGCCCCUGCAGGUGCAGAGUCCCAGGAGCGAUAGUGGUGAUCGCGGGGCGGCGCAGGGUUUGUCGGUGAAGAACUGGGCCAAACAGAAGCAGCCGGGCGAGAGCCAGGGCAGCCUCAAUCUGAGCAUCAAGAACGAGGUGAAGGCGGGUGACAUCAAGAGUCCGAGUCCCUCGUUGGCUCCCUCGCAAAUGGUUGGUGGCCCCAUGACGCUCUCCAAUCUGGCCGAAGAUCCCUUGCUCUACUGGCUGAAGUCCCAGCAGACCAUGUUGGGCCUUAAUCCCCUCUAUCCACCCACCAUUCCCAUGGGCGUGACCAGUCCCCCAAUACGAUCCUCCACUCCACAGCACAUGAGCCAGCUGGCCCAGACACCGCCAAUACCCUCGGCUCCACUGACACCCUCAUCCACGCCAUCGGGUAGCCUGGACGAGAAGAAUGCGGCGUGGUACAAUUGGUGCAAGGCCUUUGGGGCCAGUCUGCACACCCUGAAUCCCAAUGCCGCCACUUUGGCCGCCCUGCAAGCCAACCAGAUGCAACAGCAGGUGGCCACCUCAACUGCCGAGGGAGGAGGAUCGAUGAGUGAUCCCUCCAACAUCCUGUAUUCGCAUCUCACCAAGGAGACGGAGACGCCCUCGGUCCGGAGUCUGUCCUCCAACGAACAGAAUCCCGAGGCUGAUGGUGAGGCCACCGAACCGGAUCUGGAUGGUGAGGUGGAGGCAGAAGGAGAAGCCUCUGGAAAACCAGAGGAUCUCUCAGCUGCUGGCAAGGUGAUGACUCCCUCGCAAAGUCCCAUUGCACAUUCACCCACCGGCAGCAGAAGUCCCGAACCGCUGGGCAAGAACAAAAACCCAGAGACCCCCAAUUCCACAAGCGACUGCAAAAAGAUCCUCGACAAUAUGCUCUUCAAGAUGGGCGGUCUGGAAGCCACUACUCCACCGGAACAUGGAUCCGAAUCCGAGGGAAGCUUCCAGGAUACCAGCAAUCCGCAUACGAACAAUAACGAUGUCAGUGCCAGCAAUAACAAUAACAAUAAUAAUUCCAACAAAACGGACGAGGAGGAGAAGGCCAAGUAUCUAGAUUGCUCGAGGGAUGAUGAGGAUGUGGAGGCCAUCCGGCAUGGCGAGAAGUUCCUGCAGUGGCUGGAGAACUGCAGCAAUCCGCGGGUGACGGCGGUGCAACUAAUGCAGCUGAGAUUCCUGAUAGCCGCCAUCAAGUCAGGCAAUGAGACGCAGCUGAUGGAGAAGCCCUGCUCCAGGAGCUUGCAAGAGGAUAACGAAGAGAACGCCGAGGAGGAGGGCAGCAGCCGGGGCAAGAGUCGCCGCCGCAAAUAGGAAAAGCCAAAGUUGGCGCCCACGGAGCCAGCCACGGAUAUAGAGGAUAACCCAAGCAAUGCCCAGGGAUCAGGUGUUCCAGAUGCCAUCGAGGUGGCUUCGGCGAGGUGCCACCUCUAUCCACCGGCCAUCUAUCGAUCCUCGGCCACCCUACUCAGCUCACUGUUCUUCCCCCCCUACGAAUUUGUACAUUGUGACCUCGACGAUGACCCGGACGACUGCCAGAUCACGGGCGAGUACCAGUACGACGAACUGAGCUCCAGCAGUUAGACCCGACCCGACCAGACCAGACUAGACUACUUAGAGGACUGGACUCCACUGAAUUUAUCUCCUAGCUGUGAAAUACCUAUCGAGCAUACUUUCAGUCUCUCUCUUUCAAUUCCAUUCUAUUAAUUAAUUAAUUAAUUAAUCGUACGGUUAAUGUGUAUAUAUCGAGAAUCUCUAUUUGUAGCUAUUAUGCAUUUCAUUUCAACGCAAAAACAAACAAAAAAUGGAAAAACAACCGACUGUGUUUUGUGUUUUAACCCCAUUGCAUUCUAGACAAAAUGUUAUAGCCUUUAUUUUUUGUUACGAAACAACCUUUUCGAUCUGCAAGGUGUGUUGACGCGAAUAACAUGCAUUUGAUAUCAAACGUUUUUAAAUUUCGUAUAUUAAUAACUAUGAAAUGUGCUCAAAAGAAUUUUCUUAAUUCGAAAUU